AUGCUCUACUCGGACCCUCCGCCGCUCCGGCCCUUUAGCGAGGCCAAGCCGACCUUGCUGGUAUCGUGGUGGAUUACGCUCUUUUGCACCUGCAUCAUCCUGCUGCGCCUGGCCGGUCGCUAUAUCCGCGUCGAGAAGCUGUUCCGCGAGGACCGCAUCGCUGCCCUGGUCCUCGUCCCGCUCUUCCUGCGCAUCGCCUGCACCCACGUUGUGUUGCUCUGGGGCACCAACAAUGUCGAUCUCAGUGAUGUUGCCCUCUCCGAGACGGACAUCUCGCGUCGAGCAACGGCAAGUCGAGUCGUGCUUGUGGGAAGGAUAUUCUACGCUGCUACACUUUGGACCCUCAAGCUCACCACGCUCGAAUUCCUCAACCGCCUCGCCGGAGCUUCGAUGAAAAAAGUCUACCUCGGCCUGACUACGUUCCUCCGAUACGCCCUCGGCGUCUCCUUCAUCGCCGUGCUCGUGGCCGACCUCGCCGAGUGCCAGCCAAUAACCCGCUACGGGCAGGUGACGCCGGACCCGGGCGGGCGGUGCCGGCAGGGCUUCGCGCAGCUCAUCGCCAUGGGCGCCGCGGGCGCAGCCAUCGACGUAGUCCUCAUCGUCUUCCCGGUACCCAUCAUCCUGUCGACGCGCAUCCCGACCAAGCGCAAGGUACUACUAGUACUGCUCUUCGCCUUUGGCUUCCUGACGGUCGGCGUAACGCUGUACCGCGUGCCGCGCAUCAUCCGCGAGCGCGGCGACCAGACGCUCCGGUCCAUGUGGGCGUCGAUCGAGAUCCUAGCGGCCACUGUGGUCGCCAACAUCGUCGCGCUCGGCUCGUUCCUGCGCGACAGCGGCGCCAAGAAGAACAAGUUUCGGCUGGGCUAUCACAGCAGCGCAACGACGUCGCGCGGUGGCCAUGGCGGCGGUGGUGGCGGUGUCACGACGGGCGCGACCUGGGAGGAUCUGGAGCAGGGAAAGGGGCAUAAUCAGCAGCAGCAGCAACAGAAGCAGUCAAAAGGAACGGAGAGCGAUGAGUGGCUCAACGAACUCGAUCCUCGGCCGCGGAGGGAAUCCAUCCGCAAAAUUAACCGGCACUCGUCACAAUCGUCUGGGAAUAAUAUCCGGGGACCCAGCCCCACGGCGAGCCACGACUCUCUCAUCAGGCAAGAGAGAUCAUAUUCCCGGGGCACUAUAGUAGCGGGAGAUGUGCCUAGGAAGCCUCCGACAGCAGUGGUUGCUGGCGGCUUCUAA
Cordyceps fumosorosea ARSEF 2679 is the source of this 1233-nucleotide messenger RNA. RefSeq lists its product as hypothetical. Bases 1 to 1233 code for a protein of 410 amino acids. The transcript has 2 exons. The record is from RefSeq and is a predicted model, not a curated record. Lineage: Eukaryota; Fungi; Ascomycota; Sordariomycetes; Hypocreales; Cordycipitaceae.